AUGAAAAUCCCAAUUUCUCUGAUAAUUGCAAGUUUAUUUUAUAUCUGUGAUGCUUCAAAAGGUGAUAACAGUCCAUACUAUCAGAAUUGUGUGAAAAUUUGCAAAUCCUCAAACUGCACACAAGAUGGAUUAGAGUUCUUGCAUCCGGGUAAACAACCCCUUGUUGAGCGUCUUCUCGUCUGGUCCUGCCACGAUGAGUGCACUUACGAAUGCAUGUGGAAGACGACAAAAGCCUUCCUAGAACGCAACUGGGAGGUUCCUCAGUUUCACGGAAAGUGGCCCUUUGUGCGCUUCCUUGGGCUGCAAGAACCCGCUUCCGUUGUCUUCAGUCUAGCAAAUCUCGCUGCUAAUCUCUACAUGCUCCGUCAAUUUCGAGCACGUGUCCGGAGAGAUAGUCCCAACUACUGGCUGUGGCAUUGCUUUGGGGCCAUCUGCUGCAACGCCUGGCUGUGGAGUACAAUUUUCCACGCACGAGACUUUCCCAUAACUGAACUCUUUGACUAUGCUUUUGCCUAUUCCAUUGUCAUUAGUUCCCUCUGUUGCGCCCUCCUGCGCUUCCUUCAUUCCCAACAUAUCCUCGUACGAAUCCUCGUGGCCAUUUGUUGUGUCAUCUUCUUCCUCAAUCAUUUUGCUUACCUAAGUGUAGGACGUCUCGAUUAUCGCUUCAACAUGCAGGUAAAUGUUCUUACGGGCAUUCUGGGUGGAAGUUCAUGGCUCAUUUGGUACAUCUGCACACGGAGAGAUCGCAAAUACAGCUGGAAGAUCUUGGUUUUUCAAAUUCUAGCAGCUGCAUCCCUUCUACUGGAACUCAAUGACUUCCCACCGAUUUUCUACACCUUCGAUGCACAUUCCCUGUGGCAUCUUGCAACAGUUCCCCUCACCCUACUCUUCUACAGUUUCCUCAUUGACGAUUGCAUUUCCUUGAGACGAGAAAAGUUCUUCCGCGAUGAGGAACUGAAGAAACUCAUCUAGUACAACCAGAGAGAUUUCUUUUGAAGCAUUUAAAAAAGACUGCAGUAUUAUGCAAUUAAUUAAACUGCUAAAAACUGUUUUGUGGUAUUAAAAUAUGUAUGUUUGUAGUUUAUAGAUUGUGUAUGUGUAAUUAGGUGUUUUUUUGAAAAUAAAAUGUAUACCAAAUACUUGUAAAA
Lutzomyia longipalpis is the source of this 1148-nucleotide messenger RNA. It is a transcript of the gene PGAP3, whose product is annotated as post-GPI attachment to proteins factor 3. Lineage: Eukaryota; Metazoa; Arthropoda; Insecta; Diptera; Psychodidae. Gene Ontology annotation, cellular component: endoplasmic reticulum membrane. Gene Ontology annotation, molecular function: hydrolase activity, acting on ester bonds. The transcript is spliced from 3 exons. Gene Ontology annotation, biological process: GPI anchor biosynthetic process. The record is from RefSeq and is a predicted model, not a curated record. Bases 1 to 972 code for a protein of 323 amino acids.